AUGCCUCCUGGAGGAAUAUGUGCGUGUGGUGAACUCAUUGUGUACCUCACAUCCCACACUAAUGAUAAUCCAGGAAGACAUUUCUGGAGAUGCAGGAAUUUCAAGACACCAAGGGACUGUGGAUUCUUCUUGUGGGAUGAUGAAGUUGGACUAGGUUCAGCAAGACAAGGAGGUAUUGAUGCGUUGAAGACAGAAUUGGAGGAUUCGAAGAAGAAACUGGAAGAAUUGAAGACAAAAUUUGAGGAUACGAAUAGGAAACUUGAGGAAAGCAAGAACAAGAUUAGCAAGCUUCAAAGGAAGCUUGAUUGUGAGAUGAUGAAUAAGAAUCUGGCCUUUUCCACCAUUGUGGUUGUUGUGUUAGCUUGGUUGACUAACCGUGAGGAUGAAGUGUUGUUGAUAUAA
Messenger RNA from Lotus japonicus, 402 nucleotides. RefSeq lists its product as uncharacterized. Bases 1 to 402 code for a protein of 133 amino acids. The transcript is spliced from 3 exons. Gene Ontology annotation, molecular function: zinc ion binding. NCBI's taxonomy places the organism in Eukaryota, Viridiplantae, Streptophyta, Magnoliopsida, Fabales, Fabaceae. The record is from RefSeq and is a predicted model, not a curated record.